AGAGUCGACAGGAAGAAGGGAGCCUUUCCCUUGCAGACUCUGGAUGCAGAAGCUGGACUUGCUGCAGAGGCGGCUGUGCUGUUCCUGGAGCCGGGCUUCUGGGGGUACACCUGCUUCGUGGGGCUCACCCAGACAGGCUCCCGGGUGCGGGGACCUGCGAAGCGACGGCCAUCGCUUCUGGUUGCUGCCGGCAGGGCCGGCCUCCUCUCGGUCAUCAUGAGCGGCUGCUCCAGAAGAUGCAAGCUGGGGUUCGUGAAAUUUGCCCAGACCAUCUUUAAGCUCAUCACGGGGACCCUCAGCAAAGAUAAGAUCGAAGACGAGCUGGAGAUGACCAUGGUGUGCCACCGGCCGGAGGGCCUGGAGCAACUCGAGGCCCAGACCAACUUCACCAAGCGGGAGCUCCAGGUCCUCUACCGAGGCUUCAAAAACGAGUGCCCCAGCGGAGUGGUCAACGAGGAGACCUUCAAGCAGAUCUACGCUCAGUUCUUCCCCCACGGAGAUGCGAGCACCUACGCGCACUACCUCUUCAACGCCUUCGACACCACGCAGGCGGGAUCCGUGAAGUUUGAGGACUUCGUGACCGCGCUGUCCAUUUUGCUGAGAGGAACUGUCCAUGAGAAACUGAGGUGGACGUUUAACCUGUACGACAUCAACAAAGAUGGCUACAUAAACAAGGAGGAGAUGAUGGACAUCGUCAAAGCCAUCUACGACAUGAUGGGGAAGUACACGUACCCCGUGCUCAAGGAGGACACGCCCCGGCGGCACGUGGACGUCUUCUUCCAGAAAAUGGACAAAAAUAAAGAUGGCAUCGUGACUUUAGAUGAAUUCCUCGAGUCCUGUCAGGAGGACGACAACAUCGUGAGGUCUCUCCAGCUGUUCCAGAAUGUCAUGUGACAGGGGAGUCAGCCGCCUGACCCUCAGAGACACUGUACUAAGCAACCACCUUGUUCUGACUUUACACACCAACUCUUGGGACAGAAAACACCUUUUACACUUUGGAAAACUUUCUAGGAACCCCGGCAUCACGUGGCUCCGUUUCUGCCACCAUUUCCUUCUCCCUUCGAGAGAGGAGAGAGACCAGCCGCAGUUUGAGUCUGUUCCGGAAGCAUGCCCGCCUCUUCCGCGCCGCCC
Perognathus longimembris pacificus (Pacific pocket mouse) is the source of this 1131-nucleotide messenger RNA. It is a transcript of the gene Kcnip1, whose product is annotated as potassium voltage-gated channel interacting protein 1. The coding region runs from base 217 to 894 and encodes 225 amino acids. Gene Ontology annotation, biological process: regulation of potassium ion transmembrane transport. The record is from RefSeq and is a predicted model, not a curated record. The transcript is spliced from 8 exons. Gene Ontology annotation, cellular component: voltage-gated potassium channel complex. Gene Ontology annotation, molecular function: calcium ion binding; potassium channel regulator activity; transmembrane transporter binding. Lineage: Eukaryota; Metazoa; Chordata; Mammalia; Rodentia; Heteromyidae.